Molecule: messenger RNA, 2501 nt
Organism: Triticum aestivum (bread wheat)
Lineage: Eukaryota; Viridiplantae; Streptophyta; Magnoliopsida; Poales; Poaceae
Product: basic proline-rich protein
Exons: 2
Coding region: 682-1944 (420 amino acids)
Source: RefSeq, a predicted model, not a curated record
UCAUGAUCUUCUUUUACUUAAUUGGCACUGCUAAAACACAACCAGGAUAACUGCUGUACAUAGUUUUCUCUUUCCUCCAGUUAAUGUGGGAGUUUCUAUCCUGUGAACGAACGUGUCAGCUUGUUUUCAUCAAUUUAAAUAAUACAACAGAGGUACCGUUUCAUUCUGUAAAAAUGCUCCCGCUCCCGCUCGCCUCCUCCGGCCGCGGACCGGCACGAACCGAGUCGUCGGUCGCCUUCUCUGUCGCGCCGGCGGGAGCCGAGCCGCUCCCUAGCUCGUGGCGGCCGCCCGCGCUCCCCCGCCCGCUCCCAGGGCCUGCUGGACCCUCCGCCCGCCUCCUCCAAGGUGCGCCGGUACCAGCCACCCCGCGGGGAGCCGCACCUCCCCCCGGCCGGCAAUGGUGCGGGUCGCGGCCGCCCUAGGGGCAAGCGCAAGAAGAAGCGUGGCCCUGCGCGGGCUAAUGGUGCUGCCCCGGCCACUGGCCCCUCUCGCGAUCCGGCUGCCUCGACUACGACCGCCCUCCUACCCGACGACCGCUCCGCCGACCUCGUCAAGUGCUUCAAUCGCGGCCUCUCCGGCCACUCUCAGGUUGUGUGCACGCGUCCUCAGUGCUGCUACCUCUGCUCCGACCCGGACCACCCGGCCUUCCUUUGCCCCGACCGCCCGGUGGCUGAGGAGCUGAUGACGUAUGAGCACGGGAUUGAGGGCCUCGGUUACUUCCACAUCGAGGUGCCUGACAUCCCCGCCCCUUCUCCAUCGCUCUUGGCCGUUGUCACCGUGAAGGAUGGGGUGGCCUCGCCGGAGAUGAUCGAGACCGAGCUCAACCACCUCUACCACUGCUCCUGGGAUUGGCAGGUCUCCAUGCUGCCGGGAGGUCAGAUCUCGGUCGUCUUUCCAGACGCGGUCAGCCACGGCUACAGCACUCGCAGCGGAGACAUCACCCUAGCCCUCCACAAGCUAGUGGUGGACAUCUCCGUGCCGGUGCAGGACCCCCUGGCGGUCGCGGUCCUGGACACUACAUGGAUCCUCAUCGGCGGCCUCCCCGACAUUGCCCGCUCCGAGCGGGUCAUUCGGAACAUGUCCCGCAUCCUUGGCAAGGUGGUCGUGGUGGAUGAGCACUCCCUCCGUAAGGAAGAGGAGGUCCGGGUCAAGGUCAAAUCCCUUGAUUCAUCCAGACUCCGUGGCACGGUUCGUGUCUUCUUCAACGACCAGGGCUUCGACUUCCGCAUCUCUCCCGAGCCGCCCAACCACAUUGGCCGCCCCCGCAUCCCCGACGAUAGCUUUCUGGGGGGCGGCUCUGCUGGGGGAGGCGAUGGUGGCCACCGCAGCGACCGUGACCCUCGCCACGGCCACCCCUCUGGCUCGGAGGAUGACGACGACGGCUUCAAGGACAGUCCGCACGACCAGCCUCCCGCUCCGACUGCUAGGGGCGGUACCGGGGCCGGCCGUUCCCGCGCAGCGGAUCCCCUGCCCCCUGAUGACGACUGCCUCGACGCCUCGGACGUGAGCCUUCAGGUCUUCCCGGCAUCUUCGCCGCGCUCCCCCGACCGUACUACCCCCGGCAUCUUCGCCCUCUCCCCCGGCUCAACCGACCUGCCUGACCCGGCCCUGCCCGCCCUGUCCCCCCCCCCCCGUGGCUGCCCCUCCCAGCUGGAGACUCUGGGGGCGUCGGGCCCGGUUGCGACCCCGACUCCUCCUAUGCUCACGGGGGUGGCUUCCAGCCCGGUUGGGGGGCCGGUCUCCCCACCUCCGACGGUGGCCGUGACUCCGGCUCCGCCACCCUCCCCUGGUUCCUGCCCGGCGCUCCCUGCUCCCCCGCUGGCGACUCCAUGCGCCACCGCCAUGGGGCUGGCGGUGGUGGUGACCACUCCGGUGGCCGGCCCACCGCCUCCCCCCGGACUGCGGCCUACUCCAGGCAGGGCAGGUCGACCUCAUCCCCGGUGACCUCGCGUCGCAGUGCUCGGAUUGAGGCGUCCAGACCGGCUGGCAGCCCGGCCCUACCUGUCCCCGAGCAGGCUGCCCUCCGGGCCGCUGCCCGGAACCUCGAGCCAGCUUUGGCGUCCGCUUAGCCGUCCCAGGGAGAGAGACGCCAUCACCUCCAUCAUCACUCAGCUUCGCGCGAUGGCUCUCCGGUUGGCUCCACCGCUUCCCCCGCCACCUCCGGAACCAGAUUAGAUCGCCGCCUUCGUGCUCCGCCGCCGCUGCCUUGGGACGUUUCGUAGUGAGUUUGCGCUGGGCUUGUUAUGCUGUGCCCACAGCUGAACUUGGAUCUGUGUGUGUUUAUUCUGUGUGUGUUGGACCCUACCUGCGGCGGCUUUGUGUCGGUGUGUGUUGUGUUCCAUUGUUACCUUGGUACUUGUUGCUUGGUGGUUGCUUUAUUUAUUAACCGGGGCGAAAGCCUUUUUCGGUAAUAUCACUGUUAGCUUCUCAAAAACUUUAGUCUGAGGCAGGCUCUGUAUCGGACUUAAUUUGGGGUUCUUUAAGUAGCCUGUUAGUAUGGC